This is a messenger RNA of Oppiella nova, 546 nucleotides long. NCBI's taxonomy places the organism in Eukaryota, Metazoa, Arthropoda, Arachnida, Sarcoptiformes, Oppiidae. The record is from the annotation of a GenBank genome assembly.
GACGUCGAGAGACUUAUCAAUGAAACCAUCAAAACGUUUGGACAGUUGGAUGUGUUGGUCAACAACGCCGGGAUAUACCCCACAUCUGACAUUCACGACAAGAAUAUCACCGAUGAGUUUGAUUUGGUGUUUAACAUCGACUUAAGGGCUGUCGUGCAGACCAUACAUACGGCUGUCCCAUAUCUGGAGAAAACUAACGGCACUAUCAUUGAUAUCUCCAGUAUUUUAGCAUUUUUACCGGGCAAAUCCCAACUGACAUACUGUUCAGCAAAAGCGGCGCUAAAUAUGUUGACAGAAGUAUUGGCCCUCGAGUUGGGACCCAAAGGGGUUCGCGUUAAUGCCGUCAGUCCGGGCGGAACCGAAGUGGAGGGUUCACCAAAGACAUGGAUAGAGUUAAUGAAACAGUUGGCACCCCUGCGCAGAAUUGGCGAACCCCUGGAUAUCGCCAAAGCCGUGGUAUUCCUGGCCUCGACUGACGCCCAAUACAUAACCGGCGAAGAUCUGGUGGUCGACGGCGGACAACACUUUUUGGGAAACCCUUUAUAA